Messenger RNA from Rana temporaria (common frog), 1237 nucleotides. RefSeq names its product tescalcin (gene TESC). The record is from RefSeq and is a predicted model, not a curated record. Lineage: Eukaryota; Metazoa; Chordata; Amphibia; Anura; Ranidae. The transcript has 7 exons. Gene Ontology annotation, molecular function: calcium ion binding. The coding region runs from base 118 to 792 and encodes 224 amino acids.
AAGGUACCUCCCUGCAGCAUGCUGGCAGGGGACAGGCUCUUCUACUUGGGCUGUGGCUGCUUUGUAAAGAACAUAAACUUUAUGUGAAUUCCAGUAUCCAGCAAGCAUCUCCAGGACAUGUUUUUUUCUGCAGAUAAGAAACAAGGGAUGCCAGGUGAUACCUAUUUUUGUAUACAGUACCUUGGAGCGGCCUCAUUGAGAGCACACUGGAUUAUUGAACUUUUUGGCAUCUUGGAGGCUGUUAAAGCCAUGAAGACUCAAAGUAUUGUAUUAAGGAAAAAUGAUUUUGAGAAGGUUUUAGAUCUGGAACAGAACCCUAUUCGAGACAAAAUAAAAAAUGCGUUUUUCGAUAAAAGAAAUCUACGAACAGGAACUCGCGGAUUUGAGAAGGAGAUUGACUUUGAAAAGUUUCUUAUUGUUAUGUCCCAUUUCCAACCACUGGCUGAGAAUGCUGAUGAAGAGGCCAUUAGUACAUGCCGUAAGAAUAAAUUACAAUUUCUUUUCAACAUGUAUGACGCGGACAAUGAUAGCAUGAUCACUCUGGAGGAAUACAGAAAUGUCGUAGAAGAAUUACUAUCAGGAAAUCCUCAUAUUGAGAAGGAGACAGCAAGAUCUAUAGCAGAUGGAGCAAUGAUGGAAGCAGCCAGUAUAUGUGUUGGACAAAUGGCACCAGAUCAGAUAUAUGAAGGAAUUACUUUUGAUGACUUUCUAAAGAUUUGGCAUAGCAUUUCCAUUGAAACGAAAAUGCACGUCAGAUUCCUGAAUAUGGACACAAUACCAUCCUGCCAUUGAAGCUUCUAUGUCGUUGAAUACACAGAAGACACAAAGACAGUAACAGGUUACAUAUGAAGAGCUUCCAUACAGCUAGUGACCCAUUUAUCCAAGGGUGAUGGCAGGGGGCAUCGAAAUGAUCAAGAGAAACUCAACAAAUGGAUCUCUCCAUGAGGAUUAAAAAUAUAUUCUAUUGAUCUCUAUAAAAUAACCACGUUGACCAUGAUACUACUUGGCCUGGAUACAUGGCCUAGAUAAGAGACAUAUUGUGGAAAUGUACUGAAGACAGUGAAAUAGAAACAAGCUAUUUUUUGAUGAACUGAACCGUCAUUCUACUAUGCAAUUCGAUUUUAUACAAUUCUAUGGAAUGGGAUAUGGGAAUGAAGCUAUAUUAGCUCAGAGACUCUUGUAUUGGUGAUUUUGCUAUAAUAAUGAAAUAAAGGGGUUUGUUUAUUAAUACAAACAA